Pecten maximus is the source of this 3381-nucleotide messenger RNA. RefSeq lists its product as uncharacterized. The record is from RefSeq and is a predicted model, not a curated record. NCBI's taxonomy places the organism in Eukaryota, Metazoa, Mollusca, Bivalvia, Pectinida, Pectinidae. Gene Ontology annotation, molecular function: zinc ion binding. The transcript is spliced from 2 exons. The coding region runs from base 98 to 1837 and encodes 579 amino acids.
ACUGUCAUGUAUGUCAUCGGAAGCAUCAGUACUGGAGCCAGACCCAUCACAGAUAUAGAAACAGUUUCCACUACUUAGUCUACUACAUGACAUAGAAAUGGAAGACAGUGUCCAUGAAAUGAGUCUUUCUUCAGAAGAACUUACCACUUGGUCCAAGGAAAAUUUACAACAUUGGCUUUCGAAACAUGGUUUAAAAAAAUCUGGAAACAAAUCUACUUUGGUGAACAGAAUAAUCCGUACAAUUAAUUUUGGUGAAAGUGAUAUAUCAUCUGAUAGUGAUAGCUCAGACGAGGAAAAUAACUACACAAACUUGCCUAAUAUAAAGGAACUUGAAAAAUGGGAUGAGCUGACUACAUCUAAUAGCCCUCCUGUGAGAUUAGAGGAUGUCCAUAACUAUUUCUUGUUUGAGAAGAAUCCAGUUACAGGAAGAACUAAACAUUGCAAUAGACAAUUGCAAAAAUCAAAAAAGUUCAGUAACGAGAACUAUAUAGCGGACAUACAGUAUAAUUCGGUGGAUAGUACAUCCCUUUAUUGUGUUGUUCGUGCAAAAUACAAACCAAGUAUGCGGCAAAAAGUAGCAGUUACUGAUGGUAAAGUCAGAAGCUAUUACAGCCUUUCGGUGACCUUGACCAAACAGACAGGCAAAAUAAUAUGUGCCACCUGUGACUGUAAGGCAGGACUUUCAGGUGUGUGUAGUCAUGUUGGAGGUCUUCUUUUAACAGUUGUAAAAGUGAGAACAUCGUGUACUUCCACUGGCUGUACUUGGUUGGAACCUAAUGCAAGUCUGACAAGACCACUCAGUCCUAAACGUAUUUCAGAUAUAAAUUUUGAGACGGACUCUACAAAAGAUCAUGCAAUAAAACCAUUUCCUAAUGUAUAUCAGGCUGGUCCAUGUAAAGAUCCUGGCAGUUUUUUCAAUGACAUAUUGCAUGGGUUAAAGCUGGCAAAUCCAUCUUGUGUGUUGUACCGCACAAUGUGUGCUUCAUCUGGAAAUAUAGAUGAGAUUUUGAGUAUUUAUAAACCCAGCUACAUGUACUCUAACUCAGUAGAUUUGUCGUCAACAGUGUGUCAGACUGAAUUCCGAGAAUUUACCAAUAAUUUAAAUAUCUCUGAUAAGCAGUCAGAAAGUGUCAAUAUUGCAACUAGGGGACAAUCUAACAACAGGAACUGGAAAACCAUGAGAUCAUAUUUGUUGACAGCUUCUAACUUUGGAAUGGUAUGUCGUCGUCAAGAAAAAAACCCAGCUGACAACUUGAUCAAACAGCUCAGAGGUUACAAACCUAUUCCAGAAGGUGUUCCCUCAUUACAGCAUGGUAGACGGUAUGAGAAUACAGCCAGAAGAGAAUAUAUUAAAGAACAUGUGACAAAAUGUAGUGGGGAAGUUGAAGUGAAGGACAUGGGUGUUUAUGUCAGCCAACAAUUUCCAUUUUUGGGUGCAAGUGUCGAUGGACUAAUUACAUGUUCUGUGUGUGGCUCAGGUGCUCUGGAAAUAAAAUGUCCGUAUGGCAAAAACUCUGACAAAUGGAGACAUAAAACACCUACAGAAUGUGCAACGAACAAAUCGUUUUGCUGUGAGCUUAAUCCAAGUGGUGAACUAUCUUUAAAACAUAAUCACCAAUAUUACUAUCAAGUCAUUGGACAAAUGGCUGUGUUGGAACUUACCUGGGCAGAUUUUGUUAUCUGGACAAAGAAAGGAAUCUCUGUUGAAAGGAUAACAUUCGAUGAAAACUUUUGGAUGAGUAAUAUGUUAUUCAAGCUUAAAGACUUUUACUGUGAUGAAUUUGUUGCAGAGCUUAUCACUGAACGCAUUAAACGUGGUUUCCACCUAUAUAAAUAGGUUGGUAGUGUUAAUGGCAGCAGUUUCCUGCCUGGUAAUGUAAUUAGUAUUAUGAAAGUUUCAAAUCUUGUAUACAAAUUGCAAUUUAGUUUUUGAUGUUUAUACCAUUAACAUUCUUAAACACCAAAUGUGCGUUGUGUUGGUGUGUGACAGCAGGUUGUUUGUUAAAAUUUGAAUCACUUUCUGUAUGAUCAAUAUAUAUAUAUAUGUUCAUUCACAAAUAGUUUUUAAAAUAGACAAUAUAUAAAUCCAUCAAUUGCUUAAAAUAAUGAACAAAUUACAAAAAAUCAAACAUAAUUCAAUAUUGUGUGCAAAUUUAAGUACAUGCAUACAAUUUAACAGUGCAUGUACCAAUCUUAUCUAUAUAGUACAUUAUGAUUGAUGGUGUCAUGCCACAAGAGUUUUGAUAAGAGAGUCAUCCUAUGGUUCUGAGCAUGGUACAUCCUUAUAUGACCCUGGCUAUUAACAGGAAGUAAAACAAAUCAUUAAACCAAUAUAAAUCUAAAAGAGAUGUGUAGUAAUAUUAAUCUAGAACUGUUAAAUAUAUUAAGGACACUAGUACUGCAGACAGCUUAAUUCACUUCAGUAAGGGUACGUACAAGUUUGUCGUGGCACAACAUAUCAUUAAUAUGAAUGAAGGCAAAGCCUUGGAAGAGCACAGCUAAUCUAAUUGUCACUUGUAUACGUGUAUAUAUAUAUGUUUAUGCAAUAUAUAUGUAAUUUUUUUCAUUAUAUUAGCAGAUUUAUGAAAAUCACAAGGCCAUGAUAAGUCAUCAAAAGGCCUUAUAUAACAAGAAUUAUACAGAAUUAUAUAUCUCAUCUUUCCCGCUUUAUCAAUAACAUCUUUCAAUUUAUGGAGUAGUGUUCAAGUAAUUAAAUAAUAUCAGUAACCAGUGUUCAGCGAGACAUUGAGAUAGGGUGAAAACUGAACUUUAAUGAAAAUUCUCAAAAUUCAGUUUUGAGGCCAAAAUAUGUGAAUCUGUAAAGACAUUUAAGUUUCAAUUAGAUUAAUAUUGCUUUUAUAACACAGUUUAAAGUGAAUCUGAACAUAACUUCACAAAAUUCCCUGUUAGAAUUUUUAUUUUACCCCAAAAUAGGUGAACCUGGAAAAAAAUCCUCUAAAUGAUGGAUAGGUGCAUGUACAGUAUAGGUGCAUGUACAACAGUAUAUAUGAUUGUAUCAGUACCCUCACCAGUUUCAAUUCAAUCUGACAGCAUGCAACUCAAUAACACUGUCAAAUGUGGACUUUAAACAAAUAUUGACGCCACUGCUAUUAAAUAUUUGUAGUGAUGGUUGUAAACUCGCUUUUAUUUAAUAAAUUAAUUGAACAAAUUAAAUAAGGCCAAAAAGUGUAAUUUCUGUAUAUGAAUUAAAUAAUUAUUUCUAUAACCCAUCCCUAUAGGGUAACAGGACACCCUGUGGUAAAAAAACAAAAAAGAAAAAAGAAAAAAAAAAUCUAAUAUUUUGAAAAGUACCUAAAUCAAGUCUCUUUCAUCCAUGAAGGAUAUGUUUGAUUUCUUCAUAUCUGGAAGUUUAGAAGUUUC